Molecule: messenger RNA, 774 nt
Organism: Eurytemora carolleeae
Lineage: Eukaryota; Metazoa; Arthropoda; Copepoda; Calanoida; Temoridae
Product: RNA-binding protein 12B
Exons: 2
Coding region: 309-752 (147 amino acids)
Source: RefSeq, a predicted model, not a curated record
GGCUGUAAGCAAGCAUCCUCGAAAUGUUGAUUUCCCGCUAAAGGUUUUAAGAAGUUUCGGUAAUAUCGGUUAACACAAAACAUUUAUAAAAGUGAUUAAAUUGAAAGUGAAAUUAUUAAGAUUUGGUAUAAAUCGUUAAUUUUUGUUGAAUUUCUAAAAAUAGAUAAAAGUGAAAGGCGAAACUAACGUUUAUAAUUAAGAGUGACGCUGAAAUUAUUUGUGUACGCACUACGCUUCCAGGGAUAAUCGAUUAUGGGAGUAGGGUGAAGAAGCUACGCAUUUUGGUGUGUUGUGUGCAUUGACGCAGAAUGGCGUCAGCCCAUAAAGCGUACAGCUGGUUACUGGACAGUCCGAAAAGCCGGUCAUCAUCCCACAAUAUUCGGUCACCCUCUCAUAGUAUGCGAUCACCGCAGCAUAGUUUACGGUCACCGCAGCAUAGUUUACGGUCACCGCAGCAAGGUUUGCGGUCACCACAGCACGGCAUGCAACCACCUCAACAUAAUAGAACAAGUUCACCACAACAUACAGCAAGGUCACCACAGCACGGGAUGCGGUCACCACAACAAGGGACGCAGUCACCACAGCACAGGACGCGGUCACCACAACACGGGGCAAGAUCUCCUCAAUCUCACUCCCCUGGGUCGAGAUCACCUCAGCCAUGGAGUCCGAGGUCGAGGUCACCCCAGCCCUGGAGCCCGAGGUCACGGUCUCCGAUGCCUUGGAGUCCAAGGUCCCAUUCACCAGCAAGGUAGAAAAUAGAUAUAUUUACACACA